Phaeodactylum tricornutum CCAP 1055/1 is the source of this 1977-nucleotide messenger RNA. RefSeq lists its product with no specific name. Bases 1 to 1977 code for a protein of 658 amino acids. The transcript has a single exon. NCBI's taxonomy places the organism in Eukaryota, Bacillariophyta, Bacillariophyceae, Surirellales, Neidiaceae. The record is from RefSeq and is a predicted model, not a curated record.
AUGAACGCAAGUAUGAGGAACUCGGGAAAGCAGCCCCAGCAUCAAGUCGAACAGCAGAAGCUGAUGUUGUCGCGAGAAAUCGCGAAGACGAAAGCCGAUUUGGAGCGCCAACGUCUGGAGGACGAAAUUAAGGCCAUGGAAGCGGCGAUAGCGAAGCAGCAAGCAUUGGCAGUAGAAUCUACUAGGGAAUCUACUGAGCCAUCAGCGCAGCCGAAAAAAAGACUAGUGCGCAAAGUACGACGAGUUCCCAAAAAAAAGGCUUACGACAACCCGGCGGCUGAUAACACCUGUUCGAUGACGGAAUGCCCGGCUUCAACUUCGUCUAAAACUCCGUCUAAACCUCCGUCCAACGCCUCUCUCAAGCCGCUUGCAGAAUCUCCCGUCGGGUUAAAUGAACAACUACUGCAGCAAAUCAAAACGCGUUCAUCGACUACGAAAAAGGCUUCCUUUUCUUCUUCCAGUACGUCUCCUCCAUCGCUUGGAGGCCCUUCAGAAUCGGUCACGGGUAUGUCACCGGAGGAGCAAUUGCAGAACGAAAAUCGACAAAUGGAAGCAGCAAUUGCCUUGCAGAAGAUGUCAGACUCCUUGAAGUCCGAGCCUGUCAAGCCAUCGUCGCCUCGUCGGAACGGCAGCCCCACAAGUCCUGUUUCCAUCCAAAAUUCUUUGACAAACAGCACAGACCUAUGUCCACCAGCCUCCUUGCCGCGUUUGAAUCUAAUGUCCGCCAUUACCGCCGCCGCUACCAGUCGGGAGAACCGACUCGAAGAAACAGGUGGCGAACUACAAAUGAAAGAAACGGAACCCGAGGUAGAGGAACAGAAACGCGGUGCACCGCAGCUGAGCUUCGCCCUGGCCGAACUCGUUUCCAAAAAGGCUACGGAUCGGGAAAGUCGUCUCGCAGCGGGAGGCGAACACAAAAUGACAAAAAUCAAGGAAAAAGAGCAGUAUAAGAACGAAUUCUCCAACAUUUGCGUUGAUGCGGCGGCCAUGGGUCGUCUCACGCGAUUGAACGAGCAUACUAUCGAGGCUGUGGCGUGCGAAAAGACUGCCGAAGAAGCAUGGAAGUCGUCGGGGCUGUUGGCCAUUCAGUGGCGGUCAAAUCAUAUGUCGGUGAUUCACGAAGCAGCUCGUACUGGAGCUGAAACUCGCAUGCCCGAAAAGGUUGUUUCCAAUUGCCCCGAGCUGGAGGAAGACUGGGAUUUGGAAACAGAAAAAAUAAGCGCACGAAUGCAGCAGCUGUUGGAGCUAAAUGGACGAGUCGGUGAAGGGCAGCACAAAGUCGACAAACUUGUCCUUGGUCGUAAGGAAGAAAACGAAGGUGGUGAAUCAAUGAUCGUUAAACCAAUGGUUUGCUACUCCAAUAUCGAGGAUGUUAAGUUGCCGAAAAAGCGACCCCCGCGGAUUGAUCCGGAAAAGUACAAAGAACGAUUGAAGAAAGAUAUGGAAGAAGCAGUUCUGAAGCAUCGUCCUUUGCAAUCCAUCAGCCAUGACGUGGCUGAAAAGGCCUGGGAGCGUCGUAUGCGACUGGAUCGUCCCGGUGGGAUGCCUAAGAUUCUAGAAAAGUGCCCGUGUCCGUACUGUGUAGACCCAAGUCCCUACCAAACGUACGCGUACCGGGUAAAGCACGAUAAGCGCAUAGAGGAAGGUUACGAAAGUGUAUCUUCGGAAGAAGAGCGACGGCAAAAACGUGAAGAGCGUCGUCUUGCACGACGCAAGACUCAGCCUCCCCCGACAGCGGAACCGAUUGAUAGGGAGAACCCCGACGAGCAAGGCCGCUCCGGUACCACGACGAGCCCAGACGAGGUUGGCGGUGGGUCUUUGCCCCGCAAGAGAAAACCGCGCCCCAAGAAGACCAAAUCGACGGAGAGCCAAGCGACAGAAGGAACCUCUUUUAUCCCUCCGCCGUCAUCAAAGGGUCCUUCAGCGGAAAACCCUGCUAUUGUUAAAGAUGGCGGUUGCGCUUGCGUAAUUUUGUAG